Molecule: messenger RNA, 1868 nt
Organism: Fragaria vesca subsp. vesca
Lineage: Eukaryota; Viridiplantae; Streptophyta; Magnoliopsida; Rosales; Rosaceae
Product: legumin A-like
Exons: 4
Coding region: 30-1682 (550 amino acids)
Molecular function (GO): nutrient reservoir activity
Source: RefSeq, a predicted model, not a curated record
ACAAGCUAUAUACUUAUCUGAUCAACACUAUGGCUAAGCCUAUAGCUCUCGCCUUUUCUCUUUGCUUGCUUGUCCUCUUCCACAGCUGCUUAGCAGCGCGCCAACAAUCUCAGUCGAGCCAGCAGAAUGAGUGCCAACUUGAUCAGAUCCAAGCCCGCGAACCUGAUAACCGCAUUGAGACUGAAGCGGGUAGGAUCGAGUCCUGGAACUACAACCAGGACGACUUCCGGUGUGCUGGUGUUGCUGUUCAACGAAUCACUGUUGAAAGAAAUGGCCUUCACUUGCCUUCUUACACCCACGCACCACAGCUCAUAUAUAUUGUCCAAGGAAAUGGUUUUCUAUCUACUGUAUUCCCUGGCUGUCCUGAGUCUUUUGAAGAAUCAGAACAAUCUGAUGAAGAACAACAGGGUCAACAACAAUGGCAAGGGCGUCAUGGACAGCAAGGCCGUGAACAACAAGAGCAGCAAGACCGUGGACAGCAUGGCCGUCAUAGACAACAAGGCCAGCAAGGCCAACAGGGACAAGAAAGCUUCGAACAGCUAGACAGACACCAGAAGGUUCGACGCAUCAGAGAAGGUGACGUUGUUGCUAUUCCUGCCGGAGUCACCUACUGGUCCUACAAUGACGGUGAUCAACCUCUUGUUGCUGUCAGUCUUCUUGACAUCGGCAACAACCAAAACCAGCUUGAUCGUAACCCUAGGAGAUUCUAUCUAGCGGGUAAUCCACAAGAUGAGUUUAACCAACACGGGCAAAGCCAAAGGCAACGAGGACGGCAAGGACGUGGACAACAAGCGGAAGGCCAAAGUCAAUGGGACCAGGACCAGCAACAGCAAGGAGAAAAGAGCAGGCACCAGCAACAGCAAGGAGGAAGGAGCAGGCACCAGCAACAACAACGACAAGGAAACAACAACAUCUUUGCAGGCUUCAACACACAGCUCCUCGCUGAUGCUUUGAACAUUGACCAACAGACUGCCCAGCAGCUUCAGGGACAGAAAGACAACAGACCCCAAAUCGUGAGAGUUAGAGGACGUCUCGAUUUCAUCCAGCCACCAGAGUCACAACAGGAGGAAAGACGAGAACAGGGAAUUCAGAGACAACAGGGGCAACAAGGACAGAAUGGUUUUGAGGAGACAUUCUGCAACUUCAGGAUCAAAGAGAAUAUUGGCAGGCCGUCACGCGCCGAUGUCUUCAGUCCCCAAGCCGGUCGCGUCAGCACGCUCAACAGUUUUAAGUUGCCUAUUCUCAGGCACCUUGACCUCAGCGCUGAGAGAGGCUUCCUCUACAACAAUGCUAUCUACAGCCCCCACUGGAACUUGAACGCUCAUGAAGUGUACUAUGUCAUUAGAGGUAGCGCUAGGGUUCAGAUUGUGAACAACAACGGCCAGGCCAUCUUGGACAACGAGGUCCGCCAGGGCCAGCUCUUCAUUGUGCCACAGAACCACGCAGUGUUACAGAAGGCUAGCAACAAUGGCUACGAGUACAUUGCCUUCAAGACCCAGGACAAUGCCAAGAUUAACACUCUGGCUGGCCGGACCUCAGUCUUGCGUGCACUCCCGGACGGUGUCCUUGCUAAUGCGUACCAGAUUGACCGACAACAGGCAAGGAAUCUCAAAUACAACAGACAGGAAACUGUUGCUUUGAGCUCUUCAAGGUCUUCCGAGUCCCAGAGGGCUAUUGCUUAAAUGAAUGCAUGAUGAGAUGUAAAAACGUAAUGCGGCACGGAGUUUUGCAUGGUACAAAGAAUAAAAACGGCCUUGUAUGGCUGUGUUGUAAGAGGAGAAAUCUACCGUUGUAAAUAGAAAAUAACAUGGUUUUGAUCCAUCUUGUAAUCUUUUGUUCUCAGUGAGCUCUCUUUUUAACAUGGUUUU